AUGGCCGACGGAUACAAGGGCCACAUCGAUAAGUUGGAUGUGGAGAACUAUAGAACGUGGAGUUCGAAGAUUAAGUUUCUUCUGACUUCCAAGGAUCUAUGGAACGGGGUUAAGGAUCCCGUAGCGCACCCUGCUCAAUCAAAGAAAGCGUUGUCCAUCAUUGGGCUAAACGUUGAGGACCACCAUCUGGGGUCGAUUGAGGAGUGCAAACCCGCAAAGGAGGCGUGGGAUCUCCUUGAGAAGACCUACAAGAGCAAAACCAAUGCAAGGAAGAUGCAGCUCAGGCAAGAGUUGCAUUCUCUCAAGAUGAAGUCGGGUGAGCCCGUGACCAUGUAUGUGGGUCGGGCAAAGAAUUUGUAUAGGGAUUUGGUCGCCACCGGUGUUGAGAUGAAGCCGGAUGAGUUGGCAUGGAGCGUGCUUGCGGGACUGCCCAAGACGUUCAGUAUCCUGAGAACAAUCCUAGAGGCUUCGGAGAGCGCCAUUAGCUCGGUGGAUGCGAUUCUGCCGAAGCUCUUGGUGCAUGAGCAGGGGUUUGAGGAGUCGCCUAAGGAAAAGGGCGGCGGUGGGUCGGACUCCGCAGUGGCCUAUGUGGCCGGGCAGAAAGGGAAGGAGAAAGUCCACGGCAAGGAUGAGAGCCGGGGCAAAGGGCCCACUAGUGCUAUAAUUGGGGGGAGUUUGGUCACAUUGCCCGGAAGUGCAAACGUGAUGUAUGUCCCGGGGGUGGCGGCGAAUUUGAUCUCGGUGAGCAAGGCCACCGAGGUUGCGUCAGUGUUGUUCAAGGAGAAUGGCAACUGCGAGCUUGAGGUUGACGGGGAGGUAGUCCCUGUGGCUCGGAAGGUGAAGGGGGUCUAUGUGGUCAACCGGGCGGAGAAGGAGACGUGCUUCCUUGUGAAAAAGCCGGAAACGGCGGAGUUGUGGCACCGUUGGUUGGGACACGCUGGGUACGAGAACUUGGCGAAAAUGGUGCAAGGCGACCUCGUGGAAGGGGUUGGGGUGAAACCGAGUGCGUUCAGGGCGCUUAAAACCUUGGUGUGUGAGCCCUGCAUUAUGGGGAAGCACACUAGGCUCCCGGAAUCCGACUCGGUGAGCACGGAGCCUCUUGAGGUAGUCCAUAUGGACGUUUGCGGGCCAAUGCCGGUAGCCUCGGUAGGGGGAAGCCGGUACUUUGCCACGUUCUUGGACGACUAUAGCAAACUCUCGGUUGUAGUCCCCAUGAAGCAAAAAAGCGAGGUGGCCAAGAUCACAGAGCAGGUGAUCAACCGGUUGGAGUUGCAAACGGGGAAGCAGCUCAAGUUGGUGCGGACGGACCGGGGGGAAAAGUACGUCAACAAGGCUUUUGAAGACGUUUUCGGGGGGAAGGGGACGGUCCACGAGAAAACCGCCCCCUAUAGCGCCCAGCAGAACGGGUCGGCGGAAGGGCUUAACCGGGAUCUAAAGGAGAAGACCCGGGCAAUGCUUGAGGACUUGGGGUUGGCCAAAGAACUGUGGGCGGAAGCCGUGGUGACGGCCAACUACACCCGGAACCGGACGCCCGUGAGCGCCCAUGGGAGGACUCCCUGGGAAAGCUUUCUUCAGUGA
Klebsormidium nitens is the source of this 1578-nucleotide messenger RNA. The record is from the annotation of a GenBank genome assembly. Lineage: Eukaryota; Viridiplantae; Streptophyta; Klebsormidiophyceae; Klebsormidiales; Klebsormidiaceae.